This is a messenger RNA of Clupea harengus (Atlantic herring), 1447 nucleotides long. RefSeq names its product serine racemase (gene srr). The record is from RefSeq and is a predicted model, not a curated record. NCBI's taxonomy places the organism in Eukaryota, Metazoa, Chordata, Actinopteri, Clupeiformes, Clupeidae. Gene Ontology annotation, biological process: L-serine catabolic process; L-threonine catabolic process. Gene Ontology annotation, molecular function: threonine deaminase activity; L-serine ammonia-lyase activity.
GUUUCCGCUGUUUGAAAUCAUAGACAUAGGAGGAAGACCGUAGGAGGACCACUACAAAUUGUAAACAUCGAGUUGGCCUUGCGGCCGUCUCCCCUUGACUUCAGUUGGUCAAGUAUGAAAAUCAUCGGCGGUGAUUCAAUCUAGAAGCUUGUGAUGGCGGACCCGAGCGACUGUAUCACCCUGGAGAUUUUGAAGGAGGCUCGGGAGACUGUGCGCACCAGUCCCCUGGGAGUCAUAAACACACCGAUGAUCCCAUGGAGUCAGACAACAUUACCACUCAAUGUCCCAUGCAACAUCCACAUUAAGAUGGAGAACAUGCAGAGGACGGGCUCAUUCAAGAUAAGAGGGGUUGCCAAUCAGUUUGCCCGAAGACCAGCAGGUGGCCAUUUUGUCACAAUGUCUGCAGGGAAUUACGGGAAGUCAUUCGCCUUUGCGUCAAAGCACUAUGGAUCCAGAGGGAAAGUAGUAAUGCCAGAAACCGCCCCAGUGUCCAGAUCUAUUCUGAUUCAAAGUUUUGGAGUGGACGUUGAGCGUGUGCCCACCUCUGGCCUGAUGGAUGUGGUGAACCGCUGUGUUCGCGAGGACAACAUGACCUUUCUGCAUUCUUACGAUGACAUGGACCUGAUCGCUGGCCAUGCCAGUCUGGGCUUUGAGAUCCUGGAGGCGGUGCCCAGGCCUGACGUGGUGGUGGUGUGCUGUGGAGGCGGGGGGCUGCUGGCGGGGGUGGCAGCUGCUCUCAAGCUCUCAGGGUGUGGGGGCACAAGAAUCUACGGGGUGGAGCCUGAGGGGGCAUGCACCAUGUACAGGAGCUUCAUUGAGAAGAAGCCAGUCGGUAUGAACACUAAGAGUAUCGCCUCAGGGUUAGCUCCCCCAUUUGCAGGCGCCUUGCCCUAUGAGCUGUGCCAGCGCUAUGUCGAGGACGUCGUCUUGAUAACCGACGAGGAAAUCAAGCGUGCAGUCUCCACUCUGUACCAGGCCGGCCUGCUGGUGGAGCCCUCGGGAUCGGCAGCGUUCGCAGCCGUCGCCAACGGCCGAAUCCCUGACAUCCAAGGGAAGACCGUCAUUGUCAUCUUGAGUGGAGGAAACAUCGGCAAAGACGAGUUGACUAACUUCCCUGACUGAGGCGUACCAAUCAAUUCCGAUCAUUAACAUCAUGUGAUCAACAGGCCUACAGGGUAUUGUCUUCCUUUCCUCAUCAACAAACCCUCAGGCCCAUUAAAUUAGGAGAUAACAGUUCUGAUCAUUAACAUGAUGAGAUCAAUAUGUUCUUGUGUUCUCUAUGAUAUAGCAAAUAAACAAUGUUCAAUAGGCCAAGAAAGAACAAUAUUUCAGGAUUUUAUCUUAAUUUCCCCAGAAACCAUCCAGACUUUUUUGUCCCCGAAUACAAGUGCAAAUACAUGGAAUAUUCCCACAGAAUUGAACUACAAAAUUAAAGGUUUCUGUUUCA